This is a messenger RNA of Papaver somniferum (opium poppy), 1685 nucleotides long. RefSeq names its product F-box protein At3g07870-like. Gene Ontology annotation, molecular function: protein binding. Bases 101 to 673 code for a protein of 190 amino acids. NCBI's taxonomy places the organism in Eukaryota, Viridiplantae, Streptophyta, Magnoliopsida, Ranunculales, Papaveraceae. The record is from RefSeq and is a predicted model, not a curated record. The transcript has a single exon.
UCUCUCUCUUUCAAUUGCUCGACUAGGGUUUCAGUGUGCUCUCUGCUGCCUCCAGUUCAUUCUCUAAAUUACUCAAUUAGGAUUUUGUGUGUGUUCAAUCAUGGCCAAAACUCUACCAUCAGACAUCAUAAUAAACAUCCUCUCACGUUUACCUACUGAAUCACUAUCAGAAUGCUCCUUGGUAUGUAAACCUUGGAAAAAUUUCAUCUACUAUGACAGAUCUUUGGCUCAUAUGCUCUCACGCCGGAUUUACGACCAGGAUUCUGUUGAUGCUGUCACUUCUGGUAAGGCAAGCUUCCUUUACUUGUUUAAUUCAGUAAAAGGGCAUACACUUUUGAAACAUUUGGAAUAUGAUGAUGAGAAUGGUGAAAAACCCCUGAAAUUUGAAAUAGCUAAGUUCAUACCUGUACCAGAUCAUGUCCCUUGCCGAUCAAAAAAAAAACCUGUACCUGAUCAUGUCCCUGUCGAGAUUAUUGGUUCGUGUAACGGCCUGGUCUGUAUUUCUGUGUUAUCCAAGAAAAAUGACACUGUUCAGGAUCCUAUCUAUAUUUGCAAUCCCAUGACUAGAGAAUUUGUGUACCUUCCGAAAUUAACUGAUAAGUUCAGCCGUGGAGAUUAUGUUGUGAGCGGGUUCGGCUACCACCCUUCUACGAAUCAGUAUAAGGUUGUCUGAAUCUAUUGUCAUGCAGCAAGCAAGAAAAAACCCUUUGCUGGACUUGUCCAAGUAUAUACUCUUGGAAGCGGCAAUGGGUGGAGAAAUUUAAGAGAUAUCACCUACAAGUUGCAUCCAUCCGUUUCUAAUGAGAUUCUUGCUAAUGGAGCUCUUCACUGGUUAGAUGAAGACGGGAAAAUUGUGAAAUUUGAUUUAUCUGAUGAAACAUUUAGUGUCCUCCCAAUGCCAGAAGAUUUUGAUCAGUUGUGGGACUGUCAUAGGGAAAUUGUACAAGGUCAGAGCGACAUUUUCUGGGAUUUUGAACUUAGGGUCUUAGGUGGAUGCUUGCGCAUUAUUGAACAUGAAAAAAGAUACCACAACAUAUGGUCGUUCAAGAAAAGAGACGAGAACAAUGGUAACCAAGAUGUGAAGGAGGAACAUUGCAAUUCAUCUUGGAGUUGGGAGGAAGACUCUUUUGACUGGAACGAGGUGGAUAGUCAUACAUGGACUAAGACAGUUUUCCCGUUCGCCAUUCUGAAGGACAAUGCCAAAAUUCUAUUUCAUGAUAAUAUUCGCUAUUACUAUCGUCAAGACCUCGCGGGAUAUGAAUUUGAAAUUAUUGCAGAUGAUCAUCUUCCACAUCAUUCAGUUCGAUAUGUGAAAAGUUUUGUUUCGUUGAAAGCUCUUGGAGAAGAAGAAGCAAAGAUAAUGGAAUCAAGUGAAGGAGCACAGGAGCUACCAAGGUCUGACUUGGAUACAGAUAAUGAGUGGAAAGACCAACAGCCUCGGACUGAUAUAGACUCUCGUUACCGUUUCUUUGUUUAGUUAUUAUGCAAUUUGGAGGAGUUGCAUACUAUUGCUCUGCCAGGAUGAAGUUUUAACAGUUUGUAAGUUGCUUUCGUUUUUAUUUCUUCUGCUUUAGAACUUGUACUUUCAUUUUGCUAGACAACUCCGCUAAGGAAUUUAUUUUACAGAUGCUAUGAACUUAUAACCAUUUAGGUUUAAAUAUCUUUUAUACUGUCUGUUUUUUGUU